AUUGCUAACUCAUUCUGGCUUUACAAAUGCCAUCAUCUGUUUUGACUCACAGUUUAUAUAGAUACUGAAUCCAUUCUAAUACUAUGGUAUGUAGCCCAUAGUUAAGAUAUUAUUGUCGUAGAGUAAGCAACAAAGUCAUAAUUUGUGAAAAAGUUGAUUGAAGUUUACUGAUUAAAAUUCUUCUAAAUAAUAAUUGAAAACCCUUCAAUACGCUAAGUAUUUAAGAUUUAAGUUUUGCUGGAUAAAAUUUCAGCAGAAAAAUAGUACGACGUAAAGGUUCAGCACCUGAGAUUGAGCUCAUAGUGUUGUAUGAAAUCCCAUAAGCAAUGGAGCUGAUAAGCAUUAUAGCAUUUGUGUUAAUUUCAAUCAUAACCGCUGCAUAUAUUUACUUCAAAAAUGCGUUCAACUACUGGAAGUCACGUGGAAUCCCAUUUGAAGAACCGAUCAUUCCCUAUGGAAGUGUGAAAGGAUUGAAUAAAACCAUUCAUACGUCUGAUAUAACAAAACGAAUUUACGACAAAUUUAAAGGAACUGCAAAGUAUUGUGGCGUUUAUCUAAUGGCUGCACCAAUAGCCAUGAUUUUGGACCUUGACCUCGUGAAACAUAUUCUAGUGAAAGAUUUCUCAAACUUCAGUGACAAAGGGUUUUAUUCGAAUGAAGAAGAUGAUCCGUUGAGUGCAAAUUUGUUUACAUUGGACGGUGAUAAGUGGAAAAAGCUACGUGCCAAGCUGACUCCCACCUUCACAAGUGGUAAAAUGAAAAUCAUGUUUUCGCACGUUGUUGAAGUGGGAGAACGUUUCAAUGAUUGUUUACGCGGAAUAGUUCAAGAAAAUAAUGAAGUGGAAAUUAAAGAUCUUCUAGCAAGAUUCACCACGGAUGUGAUUGGCACAUGUGCAUUUGGAAUCGAGUGUAAUAGUUUGAAAGAUCCCAAUGCUGGGUUCAAGAAUAUGGGCGAAAAAGCAUUCCGGCCGAGAUAUCCGUCGUUGAUUCAAUUUUUGGUCAUUGGAAUGAAAAAUGUUUCCAGAAGAUUCCAUGUGAAAAUAAUGCCAGAUGAUGUGUCUGAGUUUUUCUUGCGCAUGGUUUAUAACACGGUUAAAUAUCGUGAAAAGAAUGACGUGCAUCGAAACGAUUUCAUGGACAUUUUGAUUAAAUUGAAAAACGAUAAGAAUGCUCUGGAGGGUUUAACCUUAAAUGAAAUCGCCGCUCAAGCUUUUCUGUUCUUUUUGGCCGGAUUUGAAACAUCAUCGACCACAUUGAUGUUCUGUUUGUAUGAGCUGUCAAAGAAUCCUGAUAUUCAAUCCAAAGCGCGGAAGGUUGUUCAAGAGGCGUAUGAAAAGCACGGUACAUUCACAUAUGAAAUGAUGAUGGAUAUGCCAUACAUUGAUCAUAUACUUCAGGAGACCCUUCGAAGGUAUCCACCCGUACCUUUCGUGAGUCGAAUUGCAAAAAAUGAUUAUAAUGUUCCAGAAACUAGCAACAUCAUUGAGAAAGGAACAAUCAUUGUGAUCCCCACGUACGCUAUUCAAAAUGAUCCAGAAUACUAUCCAGACCCAGAGAGAUUUGAUCCUGACAGAUUUGCAGCCGAUAUAGCACGAGAAAGAGAUACUAUGACAUGGUUACCUUUUAGCGAAGGACCCAGAAAUUGCGUUGGCCUACGUUUUGGAAUGAUGCAAGCCCGAACUGGCCUUGCGAUUCUGCUCAACAAUUUUGAAUUCACCCUCAACUCGAAAACAAUUGAACCACUUUCCUAUAUACCAGAUUGCUUUGUAUUGAAUCCCAAAGGUGGAGUUCAUCUGAACUUGAUACCAAUAAAGUCCAAAUAAUUACAGAACACGCAGUAGCAACUCAAGUUUCCGUGCUAAAAUAUCAUUAUUGUUUAUGGGCGGCUCAUUUAAUACAAACUCAGUCUUUAAUUUGAAAUAUAAUCUUUUUUGUAAAUCAUAGUAUUUCUCAAACUUAUACUGUUCUGUGUAAAUAGCUAUGUAUUUUGUAGCCACUGUUAUGCGAAGAAUUUGCAACAAAAUGUAAAAUUUAGACAAGUUCUGAACAAACAACACAAUUAAAAAAACACACUCUGUUGAGUGCAUCAUUAUUGAUAAGCAAAACUGUGCUGAGUCAACACAAGAAAGUGAAAAGAUAUAUCCAUAACAUUCAACCAACAUUACAUGGCUCAUGCAUACAUAUACACACAUUUGGAAACAGGGAAUAUAUGUCCAAUCAAUUACGAUGCUGCGAACUGUAUUUGUGUUCUUGUUCAUUAUUCAUUGUUGCAGUUCACUUCAUUUAACAAACAAAUCUUCACUCAAUUUUCUAAACCAAAAUAUUUUGAAAGGGAGAAAUCUCUCUGAAUUUUAGAAUCAUCAAAGUAAAAUUAUAAUUUUAUUUCGAUGAUUCUAAAAUUCAAACAAAUAAUUAUUUGUUCGAAAAGCCCACACGUUCCAAUGUAUUAUUAUGAGUAUUAAAAGAAAUGAUAAUAAAUAAAGAUGUUCACUUCCAG
Molecule: messenger RNA, 2497 nt
Organism: Sitodiplosis mosellana (orange wheat blossom midge)
Lineage: Eukaryota; Metazoa; Arthropoda; Insecta; Diptera; Cecidomyiidae
Product: cytochrome P450 6A1-like
Exons: 3
Coding region: 327-1823 (498 amino acids)
Molecular function (GO): monooxygenase activity; heme binding; oxidoreductase activity, acting on paired donors, with incorporation or reduction of molecular oxygen
Source: RefSeq, a predicted model, not a curated record